Molecule: messenger RNA, 707 nt
Organism: Cuscuta epithymum
Lineage: Eukaryota; Viridiplantae; Streptophyta; Magnoliopsida; Solanales; Convolvulaceae
Source: the annotation of a GenBank genome assembly
AAAAAAUACUCUCUAAUUCGCCCUUCUUACUCAUCCGAAAAAUCCUUGCAUCUUUGAGUUCGUCGGAGUCCCGUCAACGGGAACGAAUCCGUUCUAUCCUGGGAGACAUUUGCUACGUUAGUCGGGCAAAAUCGUCUUAAGGAGACAACGCCAGUUGGGCUCGGAUUUACUGCGUAUGCAUUUUCCUUCUUACUCAUUUUUUCUAUUUCUAUUUUCCAUGUUAUUAAUUGAACACGUAGAUAACAAUGUCAUCUCUCCGGAUCACCCACCACUUAUUGCCCCUUCUGUGGCUGAGCCUCCCUCCCCCGCAACCGUUCCCACACGGCGGAUUUCCGGAAGCACAAAAUCCAGCACGAUAAAAACGAAACGCAGCAAGAAAGUAAAACAUAAGAAGAAGAAGAUAAAGAAGAAGAAGAAUAAGAAGAUGAGCAAGAAAGAUCGUGACAUUACUAUUUCCGUUUCUGUAAUCGGCUUUGUCCUCCUUGUAUUAAUUAUUUGUUUAGUUAUAUAUUACCAUUACUAUUACAAGCCUAAACAUAGUGGGGCCCAGGCCGCCAUAGUAUAAACUAGGGAAAUUUACCGGGAUAUGACUAAAACUCAAUGAGUUUCUCAAUCUAUGACCUACUUAGUUUUUAUACCUUUGUAUGACUGAAAAUCCAAAAACAAAUAGAAAAUUCGUUUAUAUUUAAAUGUUGAAUGACGAAAAU